GAAUAGAAUAGAACUCUAGAAAUCGUCUGCGGCCGUGUACACAUGAUUAUUCGUAAUUGAGAAUUUUAGUGCGAGAAGCGGUUUUUUUUGUUUGUGAUAUUGGAAUAUUUAAGGUAAUGUUAAAACAAGAAUUGAUAAGGCGAAUGGUAAAAUAGAAUAGCUUAGAAAUGUCAAAAUACGAACGGAAAGAAUAUCAAGAAACGCAAGUGAUGAGAACCGUCUCUCCGCAACGACAAACAUACAACUCCAAUCAAAAUUUAUCAAAGUUUGAUAGUAAUUUAGAUUGCCUCCUUGAAGAUCUUCAAAAUUCCGUAUCACGUCCAGGAAGCUCGUUAGAUUAUCAUAGUGGCGGUAGAUCGAAAGAAACGUCUCGAAUAGUAACUACUGACAAAAACAAAUCUCUGAAUACUAUUUCUAGUAUUAAAUCAAAUCCAGUUACAGAAUACUCAUCAGAUGACGCUUACAAUUAUCAGAGUCCAGAUGGAAGACAGCAUAUCAGUGGAUAUAAAAGAGAAAAGUAUAUGUAUAAAACUACAAGUGAAGAUGUUACACCAGAAAACAUUAGAGCUCAAAAUAGCAUAAAUCAAUUGGACACCCUACUAGAUGAUCUACAACAAGUUAAACAAUCUUCUUUUUUGGAUUCAGAAUCUUUUAAUACCUCUGGAACCGAUCCAAAAUACGGGGGUUCGAUAAAGAAACGAGUAGUAAAUAGAGAGCUUCAUUACGGAGACACUCCAACAAGUCAAAGCAGAAAUAGAACACUUGAAAGAGACAAUUCGCUACAAAAAGAAAUUGAGUACAUCAACGAAGGUACUUAUACCAACACCCGGACUACUCGACCGACUUCUCCAGUUGUUAACUCUAGAACAUCUACUCUGACCAAACAAACCAAAGCUAGCAAUAUACACGAAUACCCCGUAGAGGUAAUUGAAACCGUUUCUCCCGAUAUAGAUCCUGAAGUACUAGCUCAACUGGAUCCUAAUUUGAGACCACCAGGAAAUACAAAAGUCACAACUACAAUUAAGACUUAUACGUACGAGAUACCCGGCUCUGGCGACUAUCCCACGAAUCUGACCGACACGAAUGAACAAAAAUAUGUGUACUCGCCUAACAAAUCUAUCAGUACUCCUAGUAAAAGUUUUGUCUAUAAUGCUAUUGAAAAUAAGGAAAAUACCUUGUACCAGGAAAAUGCUAAUUAUCCCUUAUAUCAAAAGCCAAAUCCACCAGGUGUUUUAGUUAAAGAAACCAUCACAACACGGAACUACCAACCAGGAUACAGAAUUGACAAAAACCCCCCAUCAAUAAACGAAACGUAUAUCUACAAUGAAACUACUACGAAAAAUGUAGAUAAUCGCUUCUCACCAAUACCUCCACCACUGCCAAAUCAAAAUACUUAUAUUAUUAAUGGAACCGAGACAAACAUGAACAAAAAUGAUAGGCCGACACCAGGUAAAGAGACGUACAUACUAAAAGAAACCCAUAGAACUACUGUUAAUGAUGUUGUAAGUCCUCAAAAUCCCCAUUAUCCUGAGGACACAUACCCUAAACGAAAUGAUAAAUACAAUCCGGGUAAAGAAACUUAUAUUAUAAAAGAGGUUCACAACACGACUACCACCAAUGAUAAACCUUUCUCAGAAAGAGGAUAUCCUGUUUAUAAUCCUCCAGAUGGGCGAGAUCCACCUAAUACGUACAUUAUAAAAGAAACCACCAACACUACUACCAAUCAUUCAAAUGGGCCUUAUCAAAAUGGACGUCCAUCAAAUGAACCUCAAAAUAAAACUAUUAUCUAUAGACACGAAACGCAUUCAACCAACAACAAUUACAGUCCUAAUAAUCCCAAACCGUUCGAAGUAGAAACGUUUGACCCAAAAAAUCCUCCAUAUGACAUAAAGAAACAUCCUAAUGAACCUAUCAAUAUUCAAUAUUCAUACAAAUCUACUAGUAAAACGCAAAAUAAUUACAAAGGAGGAUAUCCACCUAACGAGGAGACGGAAACUUUGUUGCCUAAAAAGUUUCCAACUGACGAUAGGACUGAUGGACCUCCUAAAAAAUUAGAUGAGCUCAUGGCUACAAUAGGAAACGAGCCUCCAACCAGUCCUUUGAAUGCAGGUUUUAUUCAACAUGAACAUGAAAUAGCUCAACAAAAAAAGGUGGAAAAUUUGAAGCAAAGAUCAUCAGAAUUAGAGGAUUCACAAAAAAAAGAACCUCCACCAAAAUCCAAAAAUAUUGCUGGACCUCCAGUUUAUUAUCCACCAGGAGAAAUGUUUGUAAAAAAUGAAGAAGGUGGAGAAGCAUGGAGAAGUCAGGGAGCGUAUGCGAGAGGAUCUGGAAAAUAUCAGUAUGAAGCUGAAAGCAAAAGUAAAUCCAAGAUGAGCAGUGGUGCAACUGUAGUUCCAGUGUGCCUUCCCCUUUGUUGCGGCCUUCCAUGUACUCUUUUGUAAAAUAUAUGUUAAUAUGUUAUAUUAAGAAUUCACAAGUGCCUUAAAUAUUUUAAUAUAUUAUUUAUACUACCAAAAUUGAAAUCGACAAUAUUUUAUUAACUUAUUGUGUUCUAUUUUUGUCAACAUUCAAGAACAGUGAAUAUAGACCAACAUCCAGGUAAUUUUCUUUGCAAUUUUCUACUGACUGAUUAUGUUGUUGGAAUGUGUCAAGAUAAUAAGUUUUAAUAAGGAGGAGAGCGAGAGAUAACUGCAAUCUUACAAAACACAUCAAAUAUUCCUUUAACUGUGCAUUGAACAAGAGUAAAUAGUUCUAAAUUAUUUAAAACUAGUUUCUGUACUAUGCAUGUUUUUUUCCACUUCCAAAUUCAGUUCAAUAUGGUAGUUGCUAAAUACUUAGUUUUGUGAUAUCUAGAAAAUGGUGAUUACUGAUAUUGUGAAAUUUAUACGAUUUAAAAACCAUAGCUUGGUAAAACUUUCAAGUAGGCCACAUAGACCACAAAUAGUAUAACAAUUAAUAAUUUUUCUUAAUUUUAUUAUCAAUAAUAAUAAUUAGUCUUAUUGUUAUUUUAUAAAAUGAAAAAUUUUUUUAGAGACAGAGAACUCUAACAAAAAUAACAUUUUGUUUUUUCAAUAUUUAUGAAUUUUUUUUUCGAAGAAAAUGUAGCUAUUCAAUACCGCAAGAUGUAUUUCUACAAUCUUGCGUCAAAUUUUGGCUUCCAUGUACUAAGUAUUGCAAAAAAUUAUUUUCUUUGCGUUUUAUUUAUUUAGAGAAAAUGUGGUUCAUAUGUUGGGUAAAUAUAACUUAUGAAGUCCCACUUUUUUUCAACCCUAUUCCCCAGCAGCUGCAAACCUCAAAUUCUAAAAUUUCUCUCUACCUUUCCCCUGUAAGGAUUUUCAUGAGGUUUGUUGCUGUCAACCAAGUAUCGAGAAGACCAUCCCCAGAAACGGUUCACAAACGAUACCGAAGUCGGUUGGAACAUUGCGCAGAAUCGUCACCUUACCAAAGAUGGUUUUUUGAAGGGUUGAAACGAACAUCUGAAAUUGCUAUCAGCAAACCACUAACUUGGUAUAGUUUAUAAGUCAUUACUAAUAAAUUGUUACAAGAAACUUAACUUAUUGGCGUCACAAGUGUUCAAAGUUGCAUGAAAAUCCUAAAACUCGUGGAGUAAUUUUCAACGUUGAACGCUGGAUAUAAAAAACUCGUGUAAAAUAAAAAAAAUAUCACUGUAGGCUUAGAUACAUGAUGUACCAAACUUAAUUUUUUCAACUGACUUUACCACUUAUAAUGAACUUUUGAAUAAAGAUGAAAUAAGUUAGGUGAGCAUAAAAUUACAUCUAGUAAGAGUAGUUUGAUUUGACAGAAGUUUUUCCGAACAUUUUCUAAUAAAAAAAAUCAGUUUAGUCAAAAAUUGCAUAAUGAACCUAUCUUUAUACUCUUGCUCUUGUAAAUAAAUCAUAUAUUAAUCAUAAAAUAAAAUAAAAACAUGACAAAUAAAAACAAUAAGCUACAAAAGCUGUGGAAAUGAUAUUUAGCUGACCUAUUAGUAAUUUUGAACAGUCAAGAGUUGAUUUAUUUAUUUGCCUCUCAAAGAAUCAGAAUCACAACACUGUUGUUAUUGAUAAAUACUUUAUUUAAUUAGUUCAAUUAUAUUCGUGAUUAGUUUCCAGAGGAAAAUGUGUAAAGGAUAGGUUUUGAGAACUUCUAUUAAAUGAACUAUUGUCGUUUCAAUUUACUAAAAUAUUUGAAGAGAUAACUUCCAUUUUUAAUCUGAAAUAUAAACAUUAAUUUCUGAUAUAGGGGGUGUCAAAUAAUAUGUUUUGCUUUUGAUUUAUAUUAACAUGAACACAAAAUACUGUAGAUAUUUGUAACAAAAUUCUUGCCAUUAACAAAAAAGUGUCUAAUUCACAAUUAUUAUUCGUAAUAUAUAAUUUAAAACACUAA
Messenger RNA from Diorhabda sublineata, 4383 nucleotides. RefSeq lists its product as uncharacterized. NCBI's taxonomy places the organism in Eukaryota, Metazoa, Arthropoda, Insecta, Coleoptera, Chrysomelidae. Bases 168 to 2441 code for a protein of 757 amino acids. The record is from RefSeq and is a predicted model, not a curated record. The transcript has 11 exons.